Molecule: messenger RNA, 17406 nt
Organism: Octopus sinensis (East Asian common octopus)
Lineage: Eukaryota; Metazoa; Mollusca; Cephalopoda; Octopoda; Octopodidae
Product: E3 ubiquitin-protein ligase MYCBP2
Exons: 85
Coding region: 139-14328 (4729 amino acids)
Cellular component (GO): nucleus
Source: RefSeq, a predicted model, not a curated record
AAACAGAGAGACAAAAGUCCCGAGCCACUGGAGAUUCAGCUGCCAAACAUCGAACUCAGUGGCAACCCGUCUGCAUUCUCGGUGUUUGCAAACGUCCGCUACUCGGUAUUGGAACACUGUAUCAAGGAGGCAGCAUGGAUGUUUCACCAGGUGAACGGUGUGCCGACGUCAGACUCGGAGGAGGAAGAAAGCGAAGACAUCGUAAAAGAUGGCCAGUUACUUCAGAUACCAAAGAUUGUUGGUAUGGGUCUCAAUGUGGUGUUUGAACUGGUGCGAGAAACUCAGAAACAAUAUCCAGAACUUUGUGUGAAGGCCUUAAAAGCUCUUCUGGACCUUCUGCAAGGACAGUUACCAGAAAGCAUGAAAGGAGAACCAGCAGAAGUUUUAGAUGGAAUGUUUCAACUGAUGAUGGACCUAACGACAGGUCAGGGCUUGAAUAACAUCUCAUUAGAGCUUAGCAACACAUUGACGUCGCUUGCCUGUGCAGCGCUCAUCAGUUUGGUGAUAGCAUGGGGCGAUACCGGCAAGUACCUUUCUGCCAUUGGUGUCAUGCUCAUGAACACGAAUCCAGUGUGUGGCCAAACAAUUCCGGUAUCUAACAUUCUUACCUCCCUACAAAAGAGUGUUCAUGCUGUGUUACAUGGUAAAGCGCAGUUACCAGAAUGGUUGAGUCAAGGUGUAAAAGUUAAGGCGUUGGCUGCUUCUUUCAAAUUAGACAGUGUGUCUCGACAGAAGAUUUCUGCUACAUCACCUUGUGCCCUAGCCAGUGAUGGCUGUUACCUUUAUGUUCUUAAUAAACAAGGUUUAUCAAAAGUUGGUUCAGGAUUUGGAGGCACAAUCAAGGGUCAUGUGUACAGUUGCAAAGAGAAUUUCCAUAAUGGCCGUGGUUGGUUAGCAUAUGCUGGGGAAUAUUUAUUUUUCCACCCUUGCAAUGAAAACAAGAGAAUCUUGUACAUAGUAAAUCCUUUUUCUCUUGAAAUCGAAGGCCGUGUACAGUUACAAGAUGUUUCUCUAGGAUCAUCAGUCCUUUUUAGUGAUGGUCAGAAUAUUGGACAAAUAGCUGCUACAAAAGAUGAUAGUUUUGUUGUCCGAACCUAUGACCCGAACAAAUCUCCCAUGACAUUGGUCAGCGAGGUUCCUCUCAAGUUGGCCAGAAAGUGUAUGGAUGCAUUUGGGAUGUCAAGCUUUGACUCAGACUCUCAUCGGCACUCAAUAAAUACUGGUUUUGAUGAAGAAGCGGUAACGAUAUCAGCUGGUAAAGAAUUUGCACUCAUCCGAACCGUCAGUGGUAAGGUCUUGUACUCUGGCAAAUCACAGUCACUAGGUAUCAAGCAAGGUGGGCCCGUGGCAGGGAAAUGGGCUGAGUUAUCCAUUACAAAAUCUCCAAAAAUUGUCCAAGUUGCUACAGGUCAUGACAGUCAGCAUGCCCUGCUCAUAGCUGAUGAUGGGAGUGUCUUCUUUGUGGGGACGCCCCGACGGGGUGAAGAUGGUGACAGUAGCAUUGCCAAAGUUCGUCGACAACCAAAAGCAAUGAAGCCCAAGAAACUGAUCCGAAUGGAGAGUAAGAAUGUGAUAUUUGGUGCCUGUAACAAUGGCAGCAGUGCAAUGGUAACAAAAGAAGGGGAGGUGUUCAUGUAUGGAAAAGACACAACGCAUUGUGAUCAUGCUAGUGGCCAUGUGACUGACUUGAAAGACGUUGUGGUCACUCAGGUGUCAUUAGGAAAAGCACACACUGUGGUACUGACCAGUAAAGGACUUGUAUAUACAUUUGGAAUAAACAACAAGGGUCAAUGUGGCAGGGAAUAUUCACCAGGAACCACCAAAGAAGGGAGUUCCAAUGUCAAUAUGGCUGAAGAAGAGGAGGAGGGGGAACAUGAAGAUGUGAUUUGUCCACCAGGUAAACAUCGCUGGCGGCACGAUCAGUGUAUGGUGUGUACCGUAUGUGGCGAGUGUACAGGCUAUGGUGUCAAUUGUAUUAGCAGUGGUCGAUUUGAUCGGAACCCAGGCCUACCCUGUGGUUGCGGUGCUGGGGAUUCAGGCUGUGCAGAAUGUGGUGCAUGCAAAAGUUGUGCAGGGGAGAGCGAAAUAUCUGACCAACUGAAUGACCGAGGUCUCAAGGACGUCUCCAACAAACCCGACCAUCCUGUUUCAUACGAUCUCAUAGCCGGAGGACGUCCCGGUGUGAAACCUCUCGAGCAGAUUGGAAAACGAAUCGAGAAAGUUGAGCGUGUUCCAAAGUCGAAAAGCAAAGGAAUGAAGCAGAUCAAAUUUCGAGGUGAAGUUGAUGAACUGGAAACAGACUAUUCAAAAAUGGUUAGUCUUCCACCUGCUGAAAUUCUGGUUGGUGACGGUGAUAUUCCAGUCACACAUGUGUCUUGUGGACAGCAUCACACAGUGGUACUGCUUCAGAAUGGUGAUGUGUAUACUUUUGGUAGCAACCAAUACGGUCAACUUGGUGUCGGAGAUGUUGCUGUACGAGGUGUACCUACCAAAGUCCUGUUGCCAAUAUCAGCUGUCCAAGUGGCAGCUGGAAGCAGUCAUACAGUGAUAUUACUAGCAAAUGGCCAAGUGUAUACGUGUGGCAGUUAUCAGAAAGGAGCUUUAGGUCGUGUAUGUCCUGAAGAUGGUGGAGUGAAGGAUAAGAGCCAUCCUUGGUAUACAGUUCCUGGACCUGUUCCUGGCAUUGGUGCUCGAUACGGUCGCCGUUCCACUUGGAUUGGUGCCAGUGGUGAUCAGACGUACAUGAGAAUUGAUGAAUCUUUGAUCAAUGCUCACACACUCACUAGCUGUAACAUCUUUGCCAAUCAAUCUUGUAUUGGCUUAAUUCCUGUUAAUGAAGACAGUGGCUGUACUAUGAAGUGUCUGAUGAUUAGUAAACAUGAUGGCUGUUGUAAAAGUUUCAGUUCGGCUGAUCAAGAAAACCUGUUUCACCAUGCUGUAUGUCUAGAUCCAGUGUAUGACACUCUUUGGAGUUAUUCUCCCAGCAAGAAUUUGAUCAAUUGCUACAUGGUAUUGCUUCCUGAGGCCCGUCCUCUUUACAGCAUCGACUCCAGCUUCUGUAACAUCCUCAGUCCCGAAAUGUAUAUACCUACAAGAGCUAGUUCCUAUUCCACAAGGUCACAUUGUUCAUUGCACAUGCUUGCUUGUCUCGAUACAUUGACCACUGCCCAACAGCUACACUUGGUGGUGUACGAAGAGACGAAGGAGAAGAGGGCGGCCACCAAGGAUUACACCAAAGAAGACUUUUCAAUUAUUAACAGAUUUGAUAGUCAUGGAGGUGGUUGGGGUUAUUCGGGCCAUUCAGUUGAAGCUAUUCGCUUUAUGUCUGACACCGAUAUACUAUUGGGUGGCUUUGGCUUGUUUGGAGGCCGUGGAGAAUAUUUUGGACGAAUCAAGCUGUUUGAACUUGGCUUUGAUGGUGCUGACAAGGAAGAAGAUGGAACUCUGUUAGCAGAAACUGAAGAAAUUCCGUUUGAAUGUGCUGCCAGAGAAACCUAUGCAAUGUUAUUUUAUGAGCCAGUAUCUCUCCAGGCUAAUAUAUGGUAUGUGGCUUGGGCUAGGAUAUCUGGACCAAGUAGUGACUGUGGAUCAAGUGGGCAGGCUGUUGUCACUACAGAAGAUCAAGUGGUGUUUAAAUUCAAGAGUUCAAAGAAAUCCAACAAUGGAACCGAUGUGAAUGCUGGACAGAUCCCGCAGUUACUUUACAGAUUACCAUCACCAGACAGACAGUCAAUUCCUCGAAAAGCUGAACAUUUAGAGCCUGCUCAUAUAUUAACUCAAGACUUCAGCAGAACUGUAUCACCUAGUUGCUUCGAUGCCUUAUUAAAUCUCUUGGAGUGGGCGUGGUCUUCCUUCCAUUCUUCCGCUGCUGAACUUGACGGACUGAAAGGAAUUAGCCGUUCAGCACUAGUCUCCGAUCUCCAAAGAUUUGUCUACAUCUGCAAAGCUUGCCUUCGUCUCAUUAAAAUUUACAUUAAUGAGGUGUUCUCUGAUGGAGCUGUCAGCAAAAAAACCAUACCAGAAACCAUGAAAUUGGCUGAAGGUGUUGGCAACUCCAGAGAUUUGCUUCGCAAGAUUCUUGCUGAAGAGGUCCGUCCUUCGAAAGUUAGGCUUUCACUCUCCAACCCACCAACAAGUCCCGAAUUUCGGCAGAUGGCCGAAGAAAUCCUGUCUGCAUGCCAUGACACUUUUACCGGAUGUUUCCAUGCCUUUUAUCCAACUGCUAACCUGAAAUGGCUGUGUUUAUGUGAUCUGCUGGUUAUGUUGGAACCGGGAAUGAGCAACAUGGAUGGGUAUGGUCGUCUUCUGGCUGCAAUUAUGGAGGCCCUCACUCACCCAACCAUCAAACUGACCAAUAUUAUGCCCAUCAAUUGCGAGCCAGAAACUGAAGAGAUACUCCGUCGACAGUCCAUUAGCAUUGAUGACAACACCAACAGCGCAGCACGCCUGGCCGAGUCACACAGAUUUCCGAUCCUAGUCGAUCACAUGACCUAUCGCACAGAGGUGGAAGGUAUUGGCAGUGGCCACACGUCGUUUAAGGAGGUCCUCGACAGACUACUGCUGAUAGCAACCGUGCCGAUACGCCAGGCCCUUAACAAGGAGCCAGCCAGUUACCCCCAGAUAUUGGUGACGAACACUUGUGCCUUGCUGUCAUGUCUGAUUAGUGAGCUGGCAGCGUCAGCCACUGGAUCUGAGCUCGAUCUGGCCAGUACCUCUAGGCCUUUGUUGGUCACUCCUAACCGUUUCACUCGAACCAUCCAUGGAGCAUAUUGGAACACAGGCAAUGGAAGUCCUGAUGCUGUGGCGUUCAGUGUUGACAGGCCGGGCAUCCUAAUUGCUGGCGUCUACGUCUAUGGAGGAAGUGUAGUUGGCGGCCAGUACGAAUACGAGUUGGAGCUCUUGGAUGAUCAAAGUGAAGGUCAUAGUGAUCCAAGUCAGUCACAUACCAGUCGAUGGAAUAGUAUCGAGAUUGUCAAGGGUUCAUAUGGCCCUGAUGAUUGUGUUAAUGACAUUGCUGAGAUAAAGUUUGACCGUCCUGUACCAAUCAAGGAAGGGGUCAAGUAUGCUGUCCUUUUAAGGAACCAUGGUCCACGUACCCUGAAUGGCGAUGGAGGUUUAAGCCGAGUGAAAUGUCCUGAUGGUACCACCUUCACAUUUACAUCCUGUUCCCUCAGCAGUAAUGGUACUAACCACAUGCGUGGACAGUUGCCUCAAAUCGUCUAUUAUAGUGCUUCUCAAGAUGGUGAAUUCCAGCAACAUCAAUCAAAAGUCCUUGCCGAGAUGCAGGCUCGGAAGGAUGCUAUAGGGAUUACCAAUGCUAUCUGUCGGUCAGCCAUUGAUAUUCUUCAUAGAGCUCGAGGAAUUUCAUCUGAAGAAGCGAAAGAAAUUUUGGGUGAAUCUCCAAUGUUUUCAUCAUUGUUACCUUUGGUAUUGGCCUACAUUGGACCUGUUGCCACGCAAGACCCAAGGGGUGCUGUACAGAUAUUAGGACUGAUCCAUGAUGUGUUACCUGCAGUCGUAGCCUUAAACAGCCAGAAUGUGCUCACAUCCUACGCUGGCCAUCAAGAUGGAAUGUUAUCAGAAUCUGACACCUGUGGUACCAAUCAGCAUUAUUGUCUCAUUGAAAGUGACCAUCCUUACAAACCAGCUACUGUGGCAAAUUACAAGGUGUGCUUCCCAAGCACCGUCCGAUGGAUGGUGCUGGAAUUUGAUGUACAGUGUGGCACCGCACAGGCUGAGGACACUCUGCAACUGUACAUCCCAAGUCGGGUCAAAGAAAACAGUCUUUGUCCACUGACCGGCCAAGAAGAGGAGGAAGAGCAACAAUCAACAUCGGUGUUAUGGCCAGUUCUGAAGAAAUUCCAUGGCAACAACUGGCCAAAAGCUGCUGUCGUUUUACCUGGGAAUGAAGUAACUUUUUCACUGGAAAGUGCCUCGGAUUAUGUUAAAGAUGAGAAGGCUUGCUUCUUUGGCUUCAAGUGUAUGGUAACAGGCUAUGAAUGGAGUAGUAAACCUGAAGAAGCUGUGUUCCACUUGGAGAGAGAAUUAUCUUUCCUUGGUGGUAUGUGUGCCUCCGCCUUAAUGAGAAAAGACCUGACACUUCCUGCAGGAGCUGAAGAUAUUGAUGAAGAUUUAGACUCUGUAGAAGAAGGGGCUCAGUUGGUAUUCAAUGCUCAUUCAACCCUCCUAGAUAAAGGAUUUGCACUCUCCCACCCUCCAACAAUAAUGCAGGCCCUGGAGGGUAACCUUCCCUUCAGCUGGCAAUCAAACGAGAGGUCGUUCCUGAAGGACUUUGUUGCCUGCAAACCUGGAACCAGUGGUGGACGUUUGGCACGUUGGCUACAACCAGACUCUUAUGUGGACCCGCGUCAGUGUGAGGUGAUCUACAAUAAGGAAGAGUUGAAGUGCAGCUGGCCUGCCAUUCUCACUGUCCUCACCAAAGACCAGUAUGGGCAGGUGGUACAUGUACCUAACCUCAAGGUGGAAGUUCGAGCAAUACCGAUUGAUUUGAAGGAAACCAGUGGAGACGACUUCAAGAAAAUGAGGCGCUUAAGCAAGCAGGAUGACGGGGACAUGACAUUUGGUGGGCACCUGCCUCCACCACUGGAUAUACCAUAUGAAGUAACAGUGAAAGACAGAAAAGACAUCUUCCAUUCAAUCUGUAUGAUGAAGGUGUAUGAAAACUAUUCAUUUGAGGAGUUGCGUUACGCGGCCCCGGCUGUGCCACGCCCCAGCGAGAACAUGCUAGUUCGUUCUAGUAAUGAUGGCUCCUACAACUGUAACUGGACCCCAGGCAGUGUUGGCUUUUACAACAUCUAUGUUACAGUUGAUGGCUUCGAUGCAGGAGAAUCGUUCAAAGUCGAUGUCCGUGAACCCCCUCAAGGAGUUACUCCACCAUUACAGGCAGGCAAGAAAUCACAUCAACCUAACAAGAUGCGUCGAUUUGUUGGGAAAAACAGCUCAGGUCUUCGUAUUCGUAUCAACCCAUCUCUACAAAGUGAGCAGAUAGGAACUAUCAAGCCUGAUGGAACCAUUUCUUUUGUAGAUGAGAUUCACAAUGACGAUGGUGUCUGGGUGAGACUUAGUGGGGAGAGCAUAAAAGAAUGGUGUGGUGUGAAUGGCUUCACUGAAGCCUGGUGUCUGCAGUAUAACCAACAUCUUGGUAAAACUCUGCUUAUUCCCAUUGAAGAACCAAAAUCCAUUCUUGAUGAAAUUAUCAAAGAAACUUUGCUGAGGAAAAUACCAGAAUUUGUGCAAGAAUCCAGAAUUCGUAAAGGUGGACCUGGUGGCUAUCAGGUGGUCAAAUGUGGCUCUUCAGGCCACAACAUUAGAUGUCGGCCGAGUAAGAAAGCCACACCAAUAGGAAUGUUAGUUCUAGGUAACCAGCUCACAGCAACAGAGGAUACCACAAACCAUGAUGGCACUUGGGUAAAGCUGGACACUGACAGCAUAUCCCACUAUUGUCAUCUAACAGAAAGAGAAGCCUGGUCACUGGCUCGUGAUCGCGACGACAUAGUCUACUUGGAACAUGAAGCCAAUUUAUCCUUCAACGAAAGCUUUGGCAGAAGAAACCCUUUCACAUUCAAUACCUUCCCCACCAAUUCUGCUAAAGGAUUCGACUUUUCCAUGGCCCAGUACAACACUUUACCGAUGUUUGGCCAGAAAAGUGAUGGUUUUGGUCGUAGCUCAAGCUGGCCUGCACGGAUGUUCUCAUUUGGACCUACAGGUUUCUCCGGAAACGAUUCCACAGUAUUUGGUCAAAAACCUCAGCAAUACACGCAUGAGCGAAGUUCCAGCUUCGGUGCCAGCUGGUACGGAGGGGGAGGAGGGGGUGGAGGAAACUCCUCCGACCAGUUCAAUGGGCCAGUAUUGUGUCGCGCGGAUGGAUUCUUGGGUGACACCAAACAGACUGGCUUAUCUUUCAUGGCAACGAAGGAACACAACGACUAUGCGAACAGCCGACAAAAUUCUGGCGGCGGAAGCUAUAAAAGCUCUGGCAGUAUGGGUGGGUCAAAGUCUGUGAAAACAUCAGAAAUGAAUGGAAGCAUGCCAACGCCUGGUUCACAGAAGUCCACCAAGAAAGAAACACCUUCCUCUUCAGAGGUCAACUCUGAAUUACAAGGUUUCUCUGUGAAAGAACUUGUCAAAGCUCUAGAGAAAGAAACUCUUAAAAGUUCAACCUUACCGCAAGCCUGUCUGGUGAAAAUCCCAGCAGAAAAUGGUGAAACUAAGCGCCUAGCUGCUCCUCUACUAACAAAUGUGAAGACCCUCUCUGGAGGUAAGAUAAAAAUGGAUCGGGAGUCAAGUAAAAAUCGUGACAAGUUGCAGGAGAAAGUUUCCACGAGCUCUAAGUCAUCAUCUUCUUCAUCGUUGUUGUCAUGUGGCCCAUGUGGUAUCAACCCUCAUAGGCUAGCCUCUAUUGUAGGGUCUUCCCGACACGGAUCUCCUAUGCGGAUUUCCCAGAAAGAGGAAAACAGCAGAAAGGAGGGCAAAGAGCAGGUGGUGGUGAUAAAGGAGGAUUUGCCCUCCGCAGCAGUACCAGCUAGUGCUUUUGCUCAGAGAGCACUGCGGGGAAACUUGCCCCGGGAACCCAGCGUGGAGAGAGCGGUAUCGGAAAGUCCUGUCUCUGAUCACUCACGCCAGUUGUCACCAGUUAGAUCAAGUCGAGACCCAAGCAGUAGUCCUGCUCCUAGUCCUACACCACAACAACAACAACAACAACAACAACAGCAGCAACAGCAACACAACUCCGGGCCCAGUAGUCUCGGACAUGGAGCAAGCCCACCUUCAUCAGGUUCUGCCUCACCUCAACUUGGAGGGCCUACUGUCACAACUGUUCCAAACGCAGCACCAGUCGCAGUAGCAGCAGCAGCAGCAGCAGCAGUAGCACCAGUGGUGCCACCUGGAGGCAGCACAUGUGAGGCGGCAAUCAAACCCACUUUCAAUAUCGGUGCAGUCUCACCAAAAGAUGAUACAAUCAGGUUAUCUCCAAAAGCUAUUCGCAAAGACAGGGGUCGACAGUUGAGAAACAAACGAGAACGAGCAGCAUCACCAUCACCAAGGGAGACCACUCCGAUCAAUAGGAGUCGCUCUGGUUCAGCCACCAUGAUCUUUGAGAGGACCCGUGAGCCGGUGAAGGAAGCUCUCUCACCGUCUGUUGCCGAAUGUCUCCGUGCUGUCUACGCCGCUUUUCUGUGGCACGAAGGAAUCGUGCAUGAUGCAAUGGCCUGUGCAUCUUUUUUGAAAUUUCAUCCAAAUUUAUCUAAGGAAAUGUCUCAAGUUGACGACAAAAAGUCAGAGAAAACGAAAGUCCGUCAGCCAGCUGAAUCGUCGAAAGAAAUCAAAAAGGAACCGUCCAAGAAGGGAGACAAUUUGAACGAGACUCGUGUUAGGUUCUUCAUUGAACACCAGGAUAGUGUUGAUUCAGAUUCCGAUGUCAGUAGACAGGACAGUGUCCGAUUAGGCACUCUGCAGACUGACUCAGGCAAGUUGGACCAGGUUAAGAUAGAUACUGUGAAAAUAGAUCCUUUGAAACAACCGAAACCAAUCCUUGGACGGCACAAAUCUGAGGGUAGUGUGAAUUACCAGGAAGACCCUCUCUUGAUCCAUUCUGAGAAUGGUACUUACGAGCGAGAGGAUGCAAAACUCCCAGCAACGUUGUAUCAUUUGGUGGGAUUCUGGGAGGAACUGGCAUCAACAAUGCUCAAUGUGAUAUCAAAGGACAUGAUCUACCCAAGUCCUGCCCUAAGCAUGAAGACAAAGAAAGUCGAGAAGAAGGAGAAGGAAAAAACAAAAGAGAAACGAACAAAGAAAAAACGUGACCUGAAGCCAAUUGUGCGGGGUAACUUGUUUGGAGAAGCAGCGGGUGUACUGUUUGCCGGCACAGCUGGCGCUGAGCGUGAGACAAUGUGCGAACUGUGUGGUGUUAUGUAUCCACAUCCUGUCACCUACCAUAUGCGCCGCUCGCAUCCUGGCUGCGGCCGAUAUGCUGGAGGCAAGGGCUACAAUAGUGGUGGCAACUUCUGUGGUGGAUGGGCCGGUAACUGUGGAGAGGGGGGCUUUGGAGGCAGCAGUUGGUACCUGAUCUGUGAUCGGUGCAGGGAUAAGUACUUGCGUGAACGUCGACAAGCGCAGAAAGACAAAGAGAAAUCACGAAAGUAUAAGAAAAAAAUCUUCGCCAACAAGCAGCAGUCGAACUUGAUUCCUAUGGAAUCUCAUAUAAUUCUUAAAAACAAUGCAAUGUUUCUGUUGGAUUUGGCAAGCGCCGCUGGAAUCAGUCUUCCCUCGCACAGUCACAAAAGAACUCCAAAUAGCCUUAAUCGUUUGGACAUGUUCCUACCGAGUGUCAGUGAAGACAUCGGCACUGACCUCAACCCUUUCCCCAUGGCGCCAUUCCAGUAUUUGACACAGCAAGGUGCUCAGGCUUCUGACUCUGCAUUCGCCGAGGACAUAUUCUUUGACACAGAGGAACGAGUGUUUGUGCGUUCAGGGUCAUUGAGUUUGGCUCAGAAACAGCAGCGCUAUCGUCCUCGGUUACCUACUGAACCACGUCACAGUCCUUUAGCCAGAUCUGGCUCCCUCAGCCAGGAACUUCGACCUCCUUCAAACAUAUCACCUCCAAGCCCUCAGGACCCACUGAGGCACACACAUGAAAGCAAACCAUUACCAAAGAGUGCCGGCACCAGUCCUGAGGCUGAACAAGACCAGAAGACGACGCUGUUUCAACGCAGUAUCUCUGAGGUGGACAGUUGUCUACUUGACCAAGGGGACAAACACUUCAACCGAGUCGUGAUGAGACGGAGAAACAAUAGUGGUGGUGUCUCAGACGGUGGAAUGUCAUUAUUGAAAAACCCAUCAGCAGCAAUGAGUCGGUUGAUCAGCCUUGUUGAUAAAUCAAAGAAUUCUCGGGACAACGGCCACAAUGAGAAAACCUUAAACCGUCCUGUGAUGGCGUUUGUAGUUCAGCGUCAUGACUUGGAUAAUCUGCAGAUUGCCAUGAGACAUGCAUUGAGGAAAGCUAUCUGUAGAGUGUUUGCAAUGCAGGGUUUAAACUGGUUAGUGAGGACCGUCACCCAAGCUACUUGCAUCCACGACCUGCUCUGGUUUUUUGUGUCUUCAUUGUCGCCAACAUAUGAUGAUGACGAGGAAGAGGAAGAAGAGGAAGCUGAGCAGCAAGUGAAAGAGAAGAAAGAAAGAAAAGACCAAGAGGAUGUCCCUCUUUGUGAUCAUCCUCUUGCUGAUGUUGCGAUAGCUGGAGCAGCAGUCCACCCAUUACCUGUCACCUUCCAUACCCUUUUGCAGACAGUUGCCGAUGUUAUGAUGCAUCUCCCUCUUGGCACUAGUCUCCAGCAAAUGGCAGUACGCUGCUACUGUCUGCGUUUCACUCAGGCCGACCACCAGUUUCUACAUGAGAGUCAUGUGUUCAGUAACAUUAGUAGGAUCUUGGUAAAGUCUGACGACGAAGACACAGAAGAUAACAACACUGAAAAUGCUCAGUCAACAAGUAUGCUGAGUCUGUGGAAAGACUUGACUGCAUCAGCUGACAUCAGGGCUUCAAGCCGACAGAGUAUGAUUGCCAGUCUAACAGAUUGUUCAACAGAAACAUUUUGGGAGAGUGGAGAUGAAGAUCGCAACAAGUCUAAAGUUAUUAACGUUGUGUGUACAGCACAGUGCCAUGCACGAUUGAUAGCUGCACAUAUAGAUAACACCAGAGACUUAGCUAAUAAAGUCUCUUUUAUCCAGUUCUUCUGUGGACCUUCAGCUGAGGAGAUGAAUAAAAUACGACAGGUUGAAAUUGAAGCCCGACAUGUUGGUUGGGUGAACUGUUAUUUACCUGAUCAGAAGUGCCGUUACAUGAAGUUGGAGAUGAAGGGGCCCGACAAUAGCCUUCGUCUGCGACAAAUCAAGGUAUUGGGUGAGAUUGAGGGCUGUGACUGUCGCAUAAACAACAUGAAGAAUCCUUUGAAAAUGCAGCAGGAUAAUUGUGAAGCAGAAACCCUAAAAGUCUUUCGUUUAUUAACAUCACAGGUUUUUGGUCGUUUGAUCACAGAUGAUUGCACUGAGGACAAAGUUGAGGAGAAAAAAGUUAGCGAGGUCGAUGGAGGAGAGUCUGGUACAGCACGUGACAACGAUCUCAAAGAACACAUGUUAGGGAUCUUGUUUAGCCGAGGUAGCAAGUUGUCCCAUCUACAAAAACAAGUAUGCUCCCAUAUUGUACAGGCUAUCAAGAAAGAGACCCGACGUGUGAGAGAUGAGUGGGAAGCCAGUUUGUUAAAUCGAUCAUCUACAUCUAUAGAUGGAAGCAGGUCUUCAUCUGAUGUUUACUGCUUCGAACUGCUCUCCAUGGUUCUAGCAUUGAGUGGUUCCUCAGUUGGCAGGAAUUAUUUGGCUCAACAAACAGGACUACUUCAAGACUUAUUCAGCCUCCUCCAUACAGCAUCUCCGCGUGUUCAAAGACAAGUGACAUCAGUCAUCAGAAGAGUACUUCCCGAUGUCCAUCCCCAAGCUUUGGCCGACUUACUUCUCGUGCCAAAUCUACCACCCACAGACUUCAACAUUAUGCACUCGACGAACAAGCCGUCUGUCGAAGAAGAGUUUGAUUCUGAGAAGCCUUGUAUCCUGGAUGUAUUUUUGGCCUGCAUCAGUAAAGCACUGGCUGUCCAGACCAAAGUCAAAAGUAACCAGUUCCAGAAAGGCAUCACCACCGUUACCUUAGCAGAGUGUCUGGCUGAGCACACAUCUAGCAGAGCCACAGGUCCAAGAUGGUGGCUGAGAGGUCACAUGACAAUGUGCCAAGCUGGUAACAUUAUUGCUCUGCUACAAGACAUGGCCAAGGGUCAUUUGUCGGAGGCAUGGGCAAUGGUCAGCAAAGCAGCUAUAGCCGAGGCCUUGUUAUCUUUGACAAAACUUGAUGAGUCAUUGCGGCUUCCACAGGCCUGUAUGAAAACUCCUACACUAUGGUUAGCCUUAGCAUCUCUGUGUGUCCUUGACCAAGACCAUGUUGAACGUUUGUCAUCUGGAGAAUGGCGCAGCAGUCCUGAUAAUCAACGUGGCCCACCCCGUCCUACCUGUGAUAACCAUGAUGAUGGGGAGACCCCUGCCAUCAUACUUUGUAAUAUGUGUGGAAACUUGUGCGCCGAUUGUAACCGUUUUCUCCAUCUCCACCGAAGAACGAGGGCUCACCAGAGACAGGUGUUCAAAGAGGAAGAGGAGGCUAUCAAGGUUGACCUGCAUGAAGGCUGUGGCAGAAUGAAGCUGUUUUGGCUGAUGCUGUUGGCUGAUUCCAAAUCUUUAAAAGCCAUGGUUGAAUUCCGAGAAGGAAAAGUUGGUGCCACUCCUGCAGGUUCUGGAACUUGUCGUUUCUGUGGAACAUCCAGUAAUAACGGCCUCCUUGCCAUCGGUAAUGUCUGUUCAGAUGCUGAAUGCCAGGAACAUGGUCGCAAUGCCUGUACAAAGACCCUUCCCUGUGGUCACACCUGUGGAGGGAUAAAGAAUGAAGAGAGCUGCCUGCCUUGCUUAAACCGGUGCCCUGCCCCCAAUCAACAGAUGCUCAAACAAGAUGCUGACGAUAUGUGUAUGAUUUGUUUUACUGAGGCCCUUUCUGCUGCUCCAGCUUUGCAGUUAAAAUGUGCUCACGUAUUCCACUUGCACUGUACGAAGAACGUCCUCAUCCGAAAGUGGGUUGGACCACGAAUCACAUUUGGAUUCUCACUGUGUCCUAUUUGCAAAGAUACAAUCAACCAUCCUGUGUUGAAAGAUCUGCUGGCACCAAUCCGAGAACUUUAUGAAGAUGUGCGGCGGAAAGCCUUGAUGAGGCUCGAAUAUGAAGGAUUACACAAAGCUGAAGCUAUUACAACUCCAGGUGCUCGUUAUUUCAAUGAUCCAGCCAGCUUUGCUAUGGAACGCUAUGCCUACUACGUAUGUUAUAAAUGUGGCAAGGCUUACUAUGGUGGAGAAGCACGCUGUGAUGAACAAGCUGGUGCUGUUGAUGACUACGACCCCACAGAACUGGUGUGUGGGGCCUGUUCAGAUGUGUCCAGAGCUCAGCUAUGUCCGAAACAUGGAACUGAUUUUCUAGAAUACAAAUGUCGAUAUUGCUGUUCUGUUGCUGUAUUUUUCUGUUUUGGAACGACUCAUUUCUGCAAUACCUGUCACGAUGAUUUCCAAAGAGUUACCAACAUUCCAAAAGCUGAUUUACCAAGAUGUCCUGCUGGUCCCAAAGCUCAAGCAAUGGAGGCAGAUGAGUGUCCUUUAAAUGUCCAACAUCCGCCAACAGGGGAAGAAUUUGCUCUUGGCUGCGGUGUCUGUCGGAACGCUCAUACAUUUUGAAAACCUUCACCUGACCAGCCACAACACGAACACCACCACCCAACACCACCACCUCUGUGCAACUUAGCUGUGUAAUAACCCCUCUCCCUCAUCAUCCCUCCAUCCCCCCCUCUCUCUUUUCCUUCCACUCGGCUCCACUCAUAUUGCAAUGCCACACUCUUUCUAUAUAACAUCAUCAAAACAGUUGUUAGAGCCCCGGGCAAAUUGCAGUGUGGUAUUUAGUGACACCACUUGACUUUUUGAGUUCAAAUCCUGUCGAGGUCUCUGUUGUCUUUCAUUCUUCUGAGGCUACAAAUUCAACUGUCCCCUCCUCCUAAAGUUUCAGGUUCUGUGCUUAUGAUAGAAAUCAUUAUUAUUAUUAUUAUUAUUGAGUGAAAGAGCAGUGCAUGCCAUCAAAGUGACACUGGGGUAAAACAUACGAAGCCCAGUAUACCCAUUGUGACUACCCGUCUGAUAAGGGUACACCAGGCACGUGCAUCACAACCAUAUGUGCAUGACAUGGUGACUUAUUAUUAUUAUUAUUAUUAUCAUCAUUAUUACUGGUAGGUGAUUGGUGCAAUUGUUAGUGGCAGAGACUAAUUAACCAAUUUCUAUAUUUAGUUACUUUCUUGUAGGUUUUGAGUUCUAAUCCUCCUGCCGGAGUCAGCUUUUGUAGUUUAUUCUUCUCAUUUAUAAGCUGCAAGCAAAUUCUAAAGUAGAAGAAGGUUAAGUGAGGGAGGCCAUUGGGAUCAAUUAUAUCCCUCUUCCCCACUAAAUUAUCUGCACUUGUGACUAUAAUAGAGAUUAUUUAUUGUUAUUAAGGUUACGAGCUGCCGGAAUUGUUAACACGUUGGACAAAAUAUUCAGGGGCAUUUCUUCUGGCUUUUAUUGCCUGAGGUCUAUUGUCCCUUUUAACCAUUCUGGGAUGAUAAAAUAAGUACCAGUUGAACACUGGGAUCAGUAUAAUCAACUUACUCCCUCUGUUAAAGUUGCUGGCCUUGUGCCAAAGUUUGAAAGAAUUAUUAUUAUUAUCAUUAAUAAUAAUAUUAUUAUUAUUAUUGUUGUUGCUAUUAAUAUUACUGUUGUUAGAUGCUAGUGAGUCGGGAGAAUUUGUGGAGUGAUGAGAAAAGAAAAAAAAAUUGGGGGGGGGGAGGUAUUUGUUCUGACUCCAGUUCAAUUUCUGCCAGAGCUAACUACUUUGCCCCACCACCAGGGCUGAUAAAAUAAAGCACCAGUCAUUUACUGUUGUUGGGGUUGAUGGAUUCAACCAACCCUUUCCCAUAAAAAUUCCUGGCUUUGUGCCAAAAUCACAAACCAUUAUUGUUAUUAUUAUUAUUAUUAUUAUUAUUAUUAUUAUUAUUAUUAUUACUGUUAUUAAGGCAGCGAGAUGGCUGGAUCAUUAGUGUUGGAACAAAAGUACCUAGUGGUUUUUGUUGCGGCUCUUUACUUUUUGAGUUCAAAUCCAGCCAGGGUCAACUUUGCCUUUCCAGUAUCAAUAAAAUAAAGUACCAGUCAAAAACUGGGGCUGGUGCUAUUGACUUAUCGAAUUGCUGGUCUUGUACCUAAGUUAGAAACAAUUAUUAUUGUUACUAUGGUGAUUUGAUUGAGCAUCAGAAAAAUAAUACCUUGUGGUGCUUAUUCUAGUUUUUUUAUGUUCUGCAUUCGAAUCCCUUUACAGUCAAUUUUGCUGUUCGUCCUUUCAGGGUUAAUGAAAAUAAGAUACCAGUCAAAUACUUGGGUGUUGUGGGGGGAUGGUUGGAGGUGUCAACUGACCACUGCCCCUUCCCCUGAACGUUGCUGACUUUUUUGCUAAAAUUAAAAAUAAUAACAAUGCGAUGUCAUUGAAGUGUGCAGUGUGCAGUGAUGCAGCUGUGAACUGAUUUUUAUUUUGUUAUUUAUGUUUUGUUCAUUUUUUUUCUUGCUUAACUGAAACUGCAUAAUUUGGGUUUCAACUUAUUGAACAUUUUUUAAAAUUAAUCAGUGGAAGAAAUAGGGAGAGGGGCAUAGUGAGAGGACAGGGUAUUAGGGAGAGGAGAAAGGGUUAAAAGGAGAGAAGGGAUAGGGAACUGAGAGGAGUUUAGGGAGAGGCUACAAGUGUUAGAGGAAAAAUGUAUAAUUGACAUUUUUUUAAUACUUCAUUAUUUAUUUGAAAGACAUUUUUUUCUUCUAUUUUAAUCUCCCCCCCACACCCUUCACUCUGACCUUCCUCUUUAUAGGUUGACGUUGUCAGUAGCCCCAUGGUGGGAUAUGAAACAGCUUGUUUUAAAAAUGAAAGCAAAACCAAAAAAAAUAAAAACCAAAAUCAAAAAAAGGCAAAACUUGAAGUCUUGAUUAUGAAAUUAUUGUGCGCAUGUGUGUGUGUGUGUGUGCGUGUGUGUGUGUGUGCAUGUGUGUGUAUCUCACAUUAGCCUUCCUGGAGGUCAUCUGCUGUCAGUUUACCCCCACCACCAGAGGUUGAAAGCAAUCUUGAGUAGAGGAGGGACAUGGAUGUGUGUGUGAUGGUUUGGAGGUUGCUACACCAUCUGCCUCGUGAGACUGAAGUUUUUGAAUAAUAAAUAAAUAAAUGAGAUUAGAUGCUCACUCACACACACACACACACACACACACACACACACACACACACACACACACACACACAAACGAAUAUAUAUAUAUAUAUAUAUACAUACGCCAAUACAUAUACACCUACAUAUAUGUGUGGUGUAAGCAACUGAGGUAAAAGAAAAAAAGUGUGUAUGAUUUGUUUUGUGCCCCUCAUUUCUGAAUUCAAGACCUUCCAAAGGGAAGCAGGGUUAGGCUAGGUUGCUGGAGUGAAGUUUUGGUGGUGUAGGAAUUGUACUUUCUGUUUUUGUCUGUUGCAGCUGGUGGGUGAUGAGUUGAUAAAAAAAAAAAAAGUAAAAGUAAGCUCUAUAAACUUGAUAUGACUAUACACACACACACACACACUCACAGAAGCACCCACAGGCACACACUGGUGUGAGAGGUGUCUGAGUGCUGGUGGUGUUGUUUCCAAUGAUAGUGGCUAUUCUUCUGUCACAAAAUUGGUUAAGUGCAAAAUGUAAAAAAAAAAAACACACCAAAAAACAAAACAAAACAAAA